Molecule: messenger RNA, 5315 nt
Organism: Ctenopharyngodon idella (grass carp)
Lineage: Eukaryota; Metazoa; Chordata; Actinopteri; Cypriniformes; Xenocyprididae
Gene: diaph3
Product: diaphanous-related formin 3
Exons: 26
Coding region: 705-4022 (1105 amino acids)
Biological process (GO): actin filament polymerization; actin cytoskeleton organization
Cellular component (GO): actin filament; cytoplasm
Molecular function (GO): actin binding; microtubule binding; small GTPase binding
Source: RefSeq, a predicted model, not a curated record
GGAAUUUGGACUUUGUCAUUACAAAAAUUUCACAUUAUCAGAUCAAAUAAGCACAGCUUGUUCACUAGAGCUGCAUUUGAAAUUUUAAAAUAUUGUACUGAUAUUUUUGUCAGUUUAAAUGUAAAAAAGCUUUAGGCCUAUACACUAUUUCUUUUUCACUAACUUUUUUGACCUUUCAUCUCUCAGGUUUCUGAUAUGAAGUAAAAUACCUUCACUUUAAAAACUUUUGUUUAGACUUUUAGAUAUGCACACAAUUAUGCAGCUGUUGAAAGUUAACUGACUGCACUUUUGUCAUACGUUUAGCUCAAGCACAUCUAUUUCAUCCAAUUUCUCUCAAGUAUCAUUUUAAAACAUUGCACAGUCCCCCGUUGCCUUAGCGCUAUCGUAUGGAGGUCCCUCUCUGUGCCCUUUCUAAGAGUGGAGGUGGUGUUAGCGGUUGAGCAGCGUCUCCAAGCACAGGAUUGAGUGACAGGAGCAGCCGCUGCUGGGUAGAGAAGGAAGAGUGUGGAUAACGUGGGCAGAGACGCAGUCAUUAGUCACGGCAAGUACGGGUUUGGAUACAUGAGCAUGCCAGCAGAGGUGACAGGGCCAACGGUGGUAAUGGAUGCCUUUCCGCUCUGCGCCCUAUCCGCACCUAUCCCAGCAUCCUCCUCCUCUCUUUCUCUCGCUCUGACACACGAGGACUGCAUCACGUCUGCGAACCCAUGAGUGAAAUCUUAAACGGCUCUGCUGAUCUACCCUCUUGGGAAAGGGAAGAAAGGGAGAGACGCUGUGGGGAAAGGGAAAUAGGACUGGAGGACACUGGGAACGUUGCACUCAACAUCGAGGAUAUGAAUCUUAAUGAAGAGAAGAAAGCACCACUCAGAGAGAAGGACUUGGGCACAAAAAGGGAGAUGGUCCUUCAGUACAUCAUCACAGCUGCAAAAACUGGUAGUUUGAGGAGCAGCAGUCAAAUCUCUCCUCAGGAGUUUCUGAAUGAGCUGAAAGGUGGCGCCACCGACGAGAGACUGUUUGCUUGUCUGGACUCCCUCAGAGUGUCACUCACCAGCAACCCAGUCAGCUGGGUGCAGAGUUUUGGCCAUGAGGGUCUGGGCCUCCUGUUGGAUACGCUGGAGAAGCUCCUUCUCAAAAAACACCAAGAAAAGGUGGAUAAGAAGAGUCAACACAAAGUCAUUCAGUGCCUCAAGGCCUUUAUGAACAACAAGUAUGGCCUGGAGCGGAUCCUUGGAGAGGAGACGAGUCUGGCACUCUUGGCCCAAGCCAUUGACCCUUGUCAGCCGGCCAUGAUGACAGAUGUGGUCAAACUGCUUUCUGCAAUCUGCAUUGUAGGAGAAGAAAAUACUUUGGAGAAGGUCCUUGAAGCCAUCACCACAGCAACGGAAGGAAGAGGGGUGGCCCGCUUUAACCCUAUCGUCCAAGGCCUUAGUGUUCGCUCCGUCCAGUUACAGGUGGCUUGCAUGCAGCUCAUCAAUGCCCUCGUAACGUCUCCUGAUGAGUUGGACUUCAGGCUGCACAUCCGAAAUGAAUUUAUGCGCUGCGGCCUGCGAGAGAUCCUCCCGAGCCUGAACAGUGUAAAAAACGAUGCUCUGGAUAUUCAGCUGAAGGUCUUUGAGGAGCACAAGGAGGAGGACAUGAUUGAGUUCUCCCAUCGCCUAGAGGACAUCAGGAGUGAACUGGAUGAUAUCGGAGAUGUCUUUAAUGUGUUAUAUUGCUCUGUGAAGGACACAAGCACUGAGAGCCAUUUUCUUUCCAUACUGCAGCACCUGCUACUUGUCAGGAAUGACUAUUUCACACGGCCUCAGUAUUUUAAGAUCAUAGAGGAGUGUGUGUCUCAAAUCGUCCUCCAUCGUAGCGGCACAGAUCCUGAUUUCACAUACCGCAAACGUCUGGAUGUGGACUUCAGCCACCUGUUAGAGGUGUGUGUGGAUAAAGCAAGGGCCGAGGAGUUUGAACAGAGGGCCUCAGAGUUAGCUCAAAAGUUUGAUGAGGAGUUCCUGGGCAGACAGGAAGUUCAAGCCCAGCUGUUGAAGAGAGAGGAGAAGAUCAAUGAGCUGGAAGCUGAACUUCAAGCCUAUAGAAACCAGUUCGGAGCCAUUCCAGUGGUCUUGCCUUCAGUGCAAUCUCUUCCAGCCUUGUCUUCAACUGCCUCUUCCUCAUUCCCCCCUGCCCCACCUCUUCCUCCACUUGUUCCUGGGGCUGCAGUUCUGCCACCCCCUCCUCCUCCUCCACCUCCUCCACCAGGCUGUGCCUUCAUACCAGGGAUGCCUCCACCCCCUCCUCCUCCUCUGGGACUGGGCAUGCUGACACCCUCCUCAGUCCAACACACUCUGCCUUUCGGCCUGAAACCCAAGAAGGAAUUCAAACCCGAGACUUCCAUGAAGCGCCUCAAUUGGUCCAAGAUCUCACCCCAGGAGAUGUCUGAGAGCUGUUUUUGGGUCAUUGCCAAAGAGGAUCGUUACGAGAAUGAGGACCUGCUUACCAGGCUGGCCGUUACCUUUGGCACACAGCGAGCCGCUCGACGAGAAGAGGAGGAUCUGGAGGAGAAGAAAUCCAUCAAAAAGAGAGUCAAAGAACUAAAAGUGCUGGAUCCAAAGAUAGCGCAGAACCUCUCCAUUUUCCUAGGGUCGUUCCGUAUGCCCUACGAGGAGAUCAGGAAAAUGAUUUUAGAGGUGGACGAGGAUCAGCUGACUGAGCCCAUGAUCCAGAAUCUUGUAAAGCACCUGCCUGAACAGGAGCAGCUGAACGCCCUGGUCAAGUACAAGAGCGAAUAUGCCAACCUCUCUGAGCCGGAGCAGUUUGGAGUAGUGAUGAGUAGUGUGAAGCGUCUGAGGCCCAGGCUCAACUCCAUCCUGUUUAAGCUGCAGUUUGAAGAGCAGGUAAAUAACUUGCGUCCAGACAUCAUGGCGGUGAAUGCAGCAUGCGACGAGGUGAGGAAGAGCAAACCCUUCAGCAGGCUGCUGGAACUCAUUCUGCUCAUGGGGAACUUCAUGAACGCCGGCUCACGGAACGCCCAGUCUUUCGGCUUCAACCUCAGCUCACUCUGCAAGCUGAAGGACACUAAAUCGGCUGAUCAGAAGUCCACUCUUCUGCAUUUCCUGGCAGAGGUCUGUGAGGAGAAAUACCCUGAAGUGCUGAAGUUUGUGGAGGAUCUACAGCAUGUGGACCGGGCCAGUCGAGUAUCAGCAGAAAACCUUGAGAAGAGCCUGAAACAGAUGGAGAAACACCUGCUGCAGUUGGAGAAGGAUCUGGACACUUUCAGCUCCACAGACGACCAGCAGGACCUGUUCCACAGCAAGAUGGCAAGUUUCUCUAAGCAGGCAAGAGAUCAGUACCAGAAGCUGGUGAUCAUGCACAGUAAUAUGGUGACCCUUUACCUCAACAUGCUGGAGUAUUUCGCCAUCGACCCCAAGAAGACCUCUGUGGAGGAACUCUUCACUGACCUCAGCAACUUCAGAGCCAUGUUCAUGCAAGCAGUAAAGGAGAACAUAAGGAGAAGAGAGGCAGAGGAGAAGCAGAGGAAAGCGAGGAUAGCCAAAGAGAAGGCAGAACGAGAGAAGCAGGAGCGGCAGAUGAAGAAGAAGAGACUGCUGGAGGUCAACACAGAGAACGAUGAGACCGGUGUGAUGGAUUGUCUGCUGGAGGCGCUGCAGUCUGGAGCCGCUUUCAGAGACCGCAGGAAAAGAGCACCCAGACCCCGAGGUGAACCAACACAAGUGCUCAACCCGAGUCCACAAAGACCUGUUCUGAAAGACUGCAACCACGAAAACAUGAAGGCACCUCUGCAAAGGUCACGGUCGCGGCAGAAUAUCAAUUCCAACUCGACACGAGCACCCACUGCCAAGGAGCCUCAUUACGAGAGCGAACCCCAUCCGUCUGCAGCCCACAGGCCGACCCACCGGCCCGAGAGGGAGAAAGAAAAAGCGAGAGAGCGAGAAAAGGAAAAAGAGCAAACUCCGACGCUUUGCUCAUCCAAUGGUGACACGGACGUGGAGGCCUUGCUCGCCCGCCUGCGUGCCCUAUGAUGACAUCACCGCCUCCCCGGACCUCUCGGGUUUGACCUCUGUAGUCACUACAGUGACACAGACACAAAAAAGAAACACAAAGCUCGCAGUCACCUUUCGCUAAUAAAUGCCGGGCGGGUUGCGCACAUACGCGCAUAGGAAAAGUCUUAACAAUUAACCUUUCCCAUCCGUCUCCUCUGCCCUUUUACCUCCAACAACAGACUUCUUGUCCACAGAAGUGCGAGUUAUUGUGCUGGUUGGGUCCAGGAUGAAAACUCGUCGCUGUUUUUUAUUAAGCAGCUAAUUACUGGACGGUUUAGAGUGACCUUUUGGCCAAGCACUUGUCUUUUUUUUUAUGUCAUAAACAGACCAAUUAUUACUCUUUAAAAGGCUUCACACUGCUCUUUAAGGCACUCCGACAUGCGUCUUUUCACAUACGUAGACGCUUUGAACAAUAACAGUUCAAAUUUGUCAAAUCACAUUUACCCUUUCUGCUUUCAGACUCAUUUUAGCCCUGCUGUACGUUCUGUAUUCAUAUGAAAAAUAUAUAUUUUAGCAUCUUUGAUAAAGCAGAUAUAUCUUAAAAUGUUUAUUAUAAAUAUAAAUCAUCUUUUUCAGUGUGAUUGACCCUUGUUUGUAUUCAUGUUAAUGCCAAAUUAAUCACAAAAUGUAUUAUGCAUGGAAAUACUUAGAACGAUUACUGAUGUACACUUUAUAUAUAUAUAUAUAUAUAUAUAAUAAAAAAAGAAUAUUAGUUCAGUUUCGUCCCCCUCAAGAGAGACGGUACUAUGCAAGAGCAGCGGUUCUGUAUUACAAGAGCCGCUGACAGCAGAUCCCUGAGUGUCAGGAGUAUUUGUACUACUUAGCAAACCUCACUGAUAUAAUGCACACUACUUCUCUGCAGAUUUGUUCUUGGAUCUGCUGCUUUUCCAAAUAACGUUUCCUUUUUUUUUGUUAGACAUUCGAUUUCUUUUGUUUCCUUUAGUGUUUGUCUGUCUCAUUGUGUGUGCGUGCACGUGUUUGGUGUUUUUUCAUUGUAUAAUUGGCAAGUUUUCACAUUCCUCCUCAUGAUGUUUUCUGUUCUGCUAUUCCUGAUGUGAUUUUCCCCUUUACUGCUCUCAAUCAGGCGUGACAUCAGAAUGAGAUUACCUGUGAAAUCACAUCUCUUUCUCUCUCUCUUGUUCUCCCUGGACUUAGUGCACUCGUAUCACCUUUUUUGAUUCUUUGAAACAACAUUCCUGUUAUUGGAUAGACAUUAUUGCGGUGACAUCAUUUGGUGAAAUGCUUCAAAUAAAAUAAGGAAAAGAAAAACGA